GGCCAUGGGCAUUUAUGUGCAGCCCUAGUCAUCCAAGCCAGUAAAAUAAAAAACGUUUUCUGGCUUUUCUAAUUUUAUUUUUAAGAACCCUAAAAUUGCUCUUCCCUUUCAAGUAGCAGCCGAGCACUCCAAUCUCUACCACUCCAUUGCAGAGUACCUCAUAGACAACCACGCUAUUGCCGAUAUCCAUCUGAUUCACUCGCUGCACUCUGCGGAAGGCCACUCUUUCCCUCGUGCUCGUGGCUUGCACCAACCUAUCUUUUUCCUUGGCGCCCUCACAUUCUCCUGCCUAUCUCGGCUCCCCUCCGUGACAACACCACUGAAGAUUGGCUUCUCACUUCUCGAAUAGGGCUUUCAAGACCUUUCUCCGCCCUGCUUUUAUAUAAAUGCUAUAAGUAGAAUCCUCUUUCGCCGAAAUGUCCAAUAAUGGUGGUGAAGUCCCUAAUCCUCCUAUCAAAAGUUCCCCCAUUGAUAAGCAGUUUCUUGCUGCGCCCAUUAAAUCUGCAGUAGACAAGUUUCAAUUACUUCCUGAAUUUUUGAAGAUCAGGGGAUUGGUUAAACAACACUUGGAUUCCUUUAAUUACUUUAUCAAUACUGAAAUAAAAAAGAUUGUACGUGCCAAUGAUCGUAUUGUGUCGAGUGUCGACCCAAGUAUCUAUCUCAGGUUUAAAGAUAUUCGAAUUGGCGAGCCGUCUGUGACAUUGGAUGGUGUCAGUGAAAAACUUGAACCCCAAACAUGUAGAUUAUCUGACAUGACGUAUGCUGCUCCAAUAAAAGUGGAUGUUGAAUAUAUUGAAGGAAGUCACCACUUAAAAUCUAAAGUGGAAAAGAAUGACGUCAUUAUUGGAAGAAUGCCUAUCAUGUUGCGGAGUUGCUGUUGUGUCUUAUAUGGAAAAGAUGAAGCUGAACUUGCAAAACUUGGUGAAUGUCCACUUGAUCCUGGAGGAUAUUUUGUAAUCAAAGGAACUGAAAAGGUGCUUCUUAUACAAGAGCAACUAUCUAAAAAUAGGAUUAUAAUUGAUACAGACAAGAAGGGGAACAUAAAUGCAUCUGUCACAAGCAGCUCGGAGGCAGUGAGGAGCAAAACUAUUAUACAAAUGGAAAACGGGAAGUUGUAUUUGAUGCUUAAUCAAUUUUCAACAAAAAAGAUUCCUAUUAUGGUAGUCAUGAAGGCCAUGGGAAUGCAGAGUGAUCAAGAAGUAGUACAAAUGCUUGGAAGAGAUCCUCGAUAUAGUGGCCUCCUUAUGCCAUCUAUUGAGGAAUGUGUGAAGGAAGGAAUUUAUACAAAAGAACAAGCCUUGGAGUACCUUGAGUCAAAGGUGAAAAAGUUCAUGUUCUCUAAUGCGUCAUCUGAGAAGGAUGGUAGAGUAAUGCCAAUCCUUCGAGAUGUAUUCCUUGCUAAUGUUCGGGUGCAUCAUAAUAACUUCCGCCCAAAAUGCAUAUAUGUUGCCGUAAUGUUGAGGCGCAUAAUGGAUGCAAUUUUAAACAAGGAUGCAAUGGAUGACAAGGAUUAUGUUGGGAACAAGCGGUUGGAGUUAUCUGGUCAGCUUAUUUCCCUACUUUUUGAGGAUUUGUUCAAGACAAUGAUUAGUGAGGUUAAGAAGACUGUGGAUACUAUUUUAACAAAGCCCAGCAGGUCUAGUCGUUUUGACUUUUCUCAGUGGAUAGUGAGAGAUAGCAUAACAAUGGGACUUGAGAGGAGCCUUUCUACUGGGAAUUGGGAUGUUAAGCGAUUUAAGAUGAGCCGGAAAGGCAUGACACAGGUACUUGCUAGGCUAUCCUUUAUAGGUACUCUAGGCCAUAUGACCAGAAUCCUCCCCCAAUUUGAGAAAUCAAGGAAAGUGAGUGGACCAAGAGCUUUGCAACCUAGCCAGUGGGGCAUGCUUUGCCCAUGUGAUACUCCAGAAGGUGAAGCUUGUGGACUUGUGAAAAACUUGGCGCUAAUGACGCAUGUAACAACUGAUGAAGAAGAAGGUCCACUUAUAUCUCUGUUCUACUGUCUUGGUGUUGAGGACUUGGAACUACUUUCGGGUGAAGAACUUCACUCGCCAAAUUCAUUUCUAGUGAUAUUCAAUGGGCAUAUUCUUGGCAAGCAUCGGAGGCCGCAGCGUUUUGCCACUACAAUUAGAAUGCUACGUAGAGCUGGAAAAAUUGGAGAGUUUGUCAGUGUCUUCCUCAAUGAAAAGCAGCGUUGUGUCUACAUUGCUUCUGAUGGAGGUCGAGUUUGUCGUCCACUUGUCAUUGUUGACAAAGGCAUACCAAGAGUCAAAGAGCAUCAUAUGAAGGAGUUGAUGGAUGGAGUACGCACAUUUGAUGAUUUUUUACGUGAAGGGUUGAUUGAGUAUCUUGAUGUCAACGAGGAAAACAAUGCUUUGAUUUCUUUGUACGAACAAGAUGUUAAGACUGAUACAACACAUCUUGAAAUAGAACCGUUCACCAUCUUGGGUGUGAUUGCUGGGUUAAUACCAUAUCCUCAUCACAAUCAGUCUCCUAGAAACACUUACCAGUGUGCUAUGGGAAAGCAAGCAAUGGGGAACAUUGCAUUCAACCAGCUGUGCCGGAUGGACACAUUACUUUACCUGUUAGUGUAUCCUCAAAGACCGUUAUUAACGACAAGGACAAUUGAACUGGUUGGCUACGAUAAGCUUGGAGCAGGGCAGAAUGCAACUGUUGCUGUAAUGAGUUUCAGUGGCUAUGACAUAGAGGAUGCAAUAGUCAUGAACAAGGCUUCUCUAGAUCGUGGCUUUGGCCGUUGUAUUGUCAUGAAAAGAUUAUCUGCUGUCAAUCAAAAGUAUGACAAUAACACACAAGACAGGAUUAUCAGACCUGAUAGGGAAGGAUCUGAUGCCGGAAGGAUGCAGGUGUUGGAUGAUGAUGGACUUGCUGCACCUGGCGAAAUUAUUCGACCAAAUGACAUAUAUAUUAACAAACAAUCGCCUAAAGUUACUAGGGGGCCACAAAUGAGUUCUGGACUAGCUGAUAGUGACUAUAAACCUGCAUAUCAGACGUUUAAAGGUCCUGAAGGGGAAUCUUGUGUGGUUGAUAAAGUUGCUCUUUAUUCUGAUAAGAAUAACAAUCUGUGUAUAAAAUUCCUAAUACGUCAUACUCGCCGACCAGAGCUUGGUGAUAAAUUUAGUAGCAGACAUGGACAGAAAGGUGUUUGUGGCACCAUUAUCCAACAGGAGGAUUUUCCUUUUUCUGAGCGUGGAAUUUGCCCUGAUUUGAUUAUGAAUCCUCAUGGGUUUCCAAGUCGAAUGACUAUAGGCAAGAUGAUAGAGCUUCUUGGAGGUAAAGCUGGAGUUUCAUGUGGCCAGUAUCACUAUGGCAGUGCAUUUGGAGAACCAAGUGGUCAUGCAGACAAGGUGGACGAUAUAAGUAAUACACUUGUGGACAAAGGAUUUAACUACUGUGGCAAGGACUUCCUUUAUUCAGGUAUCACUGGUUGUCCACUGCAGGCAUAUAUUUUCAUGGGACCAAUUUACUAUCAGAAGCUAAAGCAUAUGGUAUUGGAUAAAAUGCACGCCCGUGGUAGUGGCCCUCGAGUCAUGCUAACAAGACAACCAACUGAGGGAAGAGCUCGAAAUGGAGGUCUACGAGUAGGAGAAAUGGAACGCGAUUGUUUGAUUGCCUAUGGAGCAAGCAUGUUGAUAUUUGAGCGCCUAAUGAUUUCUAGUGAUCCUUUUGAAGUUCAGGUAUGCAGAGUUUGUGGUCUAUUGGGAUACUACAAUCACAAGCUUAAACAAGGAAUUUGUUCGUCAUGCAAAAACGGAGACAAUAUAUCAACCAUGAAAUUGCCUUAUGCAUGCAAGCUCUUGAUUCAGGAACUUCAAUCAAUGAACAUUGUUCCUCGCUUGAAACUAGCGGAGGCAUGAUCUGAUAGCUGUUUUCAUCACAAAUACAAAUGAAAUUUAAUCUCUAUUUUUAGGUUAGUUUAUAAGUUAUUGUUGUAUCAAGUUCUUCCCUUCAAACACAUUUUUUUUAUUGUAAAUUAUCUAGCGAGGCAAAGAACAAUUGUUCUCUGCAGUGAAAUCAAUUUUGUAAUUUUAAAAAAAAAUUAAUAUGAAGAGAGUGAAAUAGAGAUCGAGACAUUUCUUGCUUGAA
Molecule: messenger RNA, 4101 nt
Organism: Humulus lupulus (European hop)
Lineage: Eukaryota; Viridiplantae; Streptophyta; Magnoliopsida; Rosales; Cannabaceae
Product: DNA-directed RNA polymerase III subunit 2
Exons: 39
Coding region: 417-3872 (1151 amino acids)
Biological process (GO): DNA-templated transcription
Cellular component (GO): RNA polymerase III complex
Molecular function (GO): ribonucleoside binding; DNA-directed RNA polymerase activity; DNA binding
Source: RefSeq, a predicted model, not a curated record